Cryptosporidium ubiquitum is the source of this 2481-nucleotide messenger RNA. RefSeq lists its product as uncharacterized. The record is from RefSeq and is a predicted model, not a curated record. Bases 1 to 2481 code for a protein of 826 amino acids. The transcript has a single exon. Lineage: Eukaryota; Apicomplexa; Conoidasida; Eucoccidiorida; Cryptosporidiidae.
AUGAUCUCAGGAAAGCUUCAAAUAUUUAUUUUGGGGUUUCUACUCAUAAUUUUGGGUGUUCUUUCGGAAAGUUCAUUACUAUCAGAAGGUUCAUUACUAUCCGAAGGUUCAUUAUCAAAGAGCAAAUAUAAUGUUUCAGUUGAAAAAACUGAUAGUGGUGAAACAAGUAGUUCGCCUUUAUUCAAUCUAGAAGCAUCUACUAAUAAUGAUGCUGAGAAAGAAGAAACUAUUCCCCCAAUUAGUGAAAAGUCACCUGAUUCAUCUUUAAUGGAACCAUCAAAGAGUGCAAGUUCCCGCAAUGUGCCUUCCUUUGCUAACCAGAAAGAUGAUUCAUCUCUUUCAGAAGAAAAAUCUCGACUUUUUUCUGAGAAUUUUGAUGAAAAUAGCGGGGAUAGCUCAAGUUCUCUUUAUCCUAAAGUUAAUGAAGAUUCAAUGUUAUCAAAAUCUGAAGAAUCUAAUUCUCCGCUAGUUGAGAAGUCAGUAUCAAGAUCCAACUAUGAAAAAUUGCUGAGUGAGCAAGAUGAAAAAUAUCAAUCAGAAUACAGCCCAAAGAAUCAAGAAGAGUCGGUAAUGCUUUUGGAAGAUCCAAAUUACACUGUUGAUGAUGCAUUAUUGCUCUUGAGGAAACAGAGAAAAAUCCAAGAAAGUGCUAAAGAAAAGAAAGAUAAAGCUUCUGAAAAUCUUGGUAGUGAAUAUGAAUUUGAAAGAAGUGAAUCUCCAGUUUUAAUGGAAUACGAUAAAUCUAAAGGUAAAGAAAAUGAUCAAUUAAUAUCAUCUGAAGAAAUUCAAUCAGAAGAUGAUGAUUUUACAUUUUUCCCAAAAGAAUUGAGCUCACCAAAAGAACUGGAAAUAGAUGGUUCAGCUUCUACACCACUUUCAUUAAAUACCGAAACUUCAAAAAAAGAAACUUCUCGCUCGCCAUCUCUAAGUAGCUUUGAUAAAACAAACAAAGAAUUAGAAAAUGUUGAUUCAGAGGAAGUAGAUAACACCUUAACGGAGAAAUCCAAUGAAGAAGUUGAUGAAUCAAAUCCACUUGAUAUUCCUAUUUCAGAAAAAACAGCAUCUAGUAAGAUUUCUGAGGAUGAAAUGGGAACUGUCAGUGAGAAAUCCAUGACUGAAAAAGAAAAUAGCGUUUUAGAACCUUCUGAAAAAACAAUUUCUGUAGAUCCUCAAGUUAGUCAUGCAGAUGAACAAUCAAGAACUGUUGAAGAGAAAGUUUUAGAUGAACCAGAAGUUAUCAGUAUCCCAUCGUCUGUUAGCACUCCUGAUCAUGUUGAAGAAGAAAAAGAAGCAUCUUCAGUUCCUGAAGAUAAUGAAACCUCAAAAUCUUCAAAAAUAGAAAGUCCUGUCAUUAGUAGUGAAUCUUAUUCAGAAACUGAAAACGCUGGUGAAAAUUCUGUUCAGGCUGUAAACGAAGCUGAUGAAAAUUCUUAUCAGAGUGCUGCUGAUCCUGAGAUUAUUCCUGAACAAGAUGAAGACGAAAAUUCAUUUAAUAGAGGUCUUAUUGAAUCUAAAGAGCAAUCUGGAAUAGCUGAAGAGUUCUCUCAAGAGCAAUUUAUGGAGAGGUCACAAAAUAGCCCACAACUUGAUAACUCUCCACUUUUGCAUUCCGAAACUUUCAAAAAUGAAGAUUAUGCCAAUCAACUCAGAGGUAUCCUUCUUCCUCUUGUUGAUAUGUUCCAAGUUUCUGUUGGAUGUGCUGCUCCAUGCCCAUACCAGAGAUAUUUCAUUCAAACAGAUAGAGUACUUAAACGUAUUUCUAAGAUUGAAGCAAAAACUAUUGAGUUGUUAAAUAUUAUGAAGAAGGCGAGAGAAAUAACAAUUAAGGAAGUUUCCGAUAUUUUUAGGUUCCACCAAACAGCUAUCAAGAGAAGAGCGCUUUUGUUCGUUCAAAAAUACAUUAAAUCUAUUAAACUUUUACGUUUUAAGGUUGAUUCAGCCAAGAAGACCGUGUUACUUGCGUUGAACAUUAGAAUUGCAUUACAACUUCUUCCAAGCAAAUAUAGUAGAGAAUACAACAACGAGGAACUCGAGAGAUUUGUCUCCCAGGUCGAUUUUGUUCUCAAAGAAUACAAUAAAAUUAGGAAUUUAGUUGGAAGCAAAACUAUUAAGUAUGGCCUUAUGAAAUACCUCUCUCUAAAUGAUUAUGAUCAAAAGAUUAGAUCUAUCACAAGUAUUUUGGAAAAUGAACUGUCCAGUUUUACUUCUAGGAUGGCCACGUUCCAAAAGUUUGUUUCAAGGCAUAAGAAGCUUGCAUUUGCUCUACAUGACAUGAUGCAAAAGGCAGGAUAUCCAGUAAGGAAGAAGUUCUUUAUGGUUGAUAGAAAAGGGCUUUCAAAGGAACAUUUUAGAUUAUAUAAAAAGAAGAUCAAUGAGGAUAAAAGACAAGCAAAAAAUAGACUAGGAAAAGAGUAUUCUCAAUUUAAGAACACUCAAGAAAACAAAUGGAAAAGUUUUAAUAAAAGGAUCAAUUCAACUUAA